GAGGGAGAAAAAGUUCCCGUUGGAGGGGAACUGGCCGGAGUGAGUUGGCUGGAAAGAGGGGGCGGAGUGCGCGAAGUCAGAGGAGCCACCGCUGCCGCCACAGUUGCCGCCACUGCCGCGUCUGGGCUAAACCGGAGGGAGGCGGAGAGUGAGCGCCAGGGGCCGCCGCGCCGUUAGGCCGCCGCGGCGAGAUGCCGCCGCUGCCCGAGCCUUGCUAACUUUCCCGGGCGGAAGAGGAGGAUGAGGAACGGGCUUUGAGCGAGUUGGGGGUGGGGGUGGGGGAUGCCGAGAAGCAGUCAGUUCCCUGCACCCAACACCUAACAGCCCUUCCUCCGUCCGCCCCGCGGGACGGCGAGCUAGGCGGCGACGCGGCGCGGCGCGGGCUCUGCGGAGUGGCCCAUGUCCGGCGCGGGUGAAGCCCUCGUUCCCGGGCCCGCGGGGCCUCAGCGCGCGGCCGAGGCAGGCGGCGGCCGUCUCUGCUCCCAGGCCCAGGAAAUAUGUGAUGAAGAAAAUACUGAGGGAGAGAGAAUUCAAGCUACCAAUAUUCACUUCACACAUGGAGAGAUGCAAGACCAGUCCAUUUGGGGGAAUCAUUCAGAUGGUGAACUCAUCAGAACCCAACCUCAGCCCUUGCCUCAGCUUCAAACUUCAGCACAGGAACCAAAUGAAGAGGAAAUAGUCAAGAUAAAAAAUGGCCACACAAGUCUGAGCAAUGGCAAUGGAAUUCACCAUGGGGUCAAACAAGUAUCUGCAGAUAAUCGAAAACUCUCAGCACCUGUUUCCCAAAAAAUGCAUAGAAAAAUUCAGUCCAGCUUGUCUGUAAACAGUGAUAUCAGUAAGAAGAGUAAAGUAAAUGCUGUCUUUUCCCAAAAGGCAGGUUCUUCUCCAGAAGAUUGUUGUGUCCACUGUAUCCUGGCAUGCUUGUUCUGUGAAUUCCUGACCCUCUGCAAUAUUGUGCUGGGACAAGCUUCCUGCGGCAUCUGCACCUCGGAGGCCUGCUGCUGCUGCUGCGGAGACGAAAUGGGCGAUGACUGUAACUGCCCUUGUGACAUGGACUGUGGCAUCAUGGAUGCCUGUUGUGAAUCAUCAGACUGUUUGGAAAUCUGUAUGGAAUGCUGUGGAAUUUGUUUUCCUUCGUAAAUAUUUAUCUUCUAUGUUAAAACUGGAGAGUAUUUUACAAGUUUUAUUUUAAGGUAGAAAAAGCACAUAGUAAGAUUCUCAUGAAGCAACCCAGUAUUUGCACUAACUCAUCAUUUUAAAUAAUCUCUGAAAGUCUUAUUCUCUAACCAAAUCCACAUGGUUUAAUAUGUGAAAUUUUAACUACUUUAAACUUCUUAACAGGUUACAAUGACUGAGGAACAUUUUGACCAAAAAAAAAAAAAGAGGUAACUAACUCUUCCUUUUUAUUCAAUAUUUCUAUUUCUUGUAACCAGUCUCUGGAGCCCUUGCUCCAAAUAGAUCAUUUCUAAGUAGGUAUUUAAGCCAGACACUUUAUUUUUGAUGUUUAUCUAUUAAUAGUUAAAAGCAUCCUUUACUUUAAAGUAAACUUUGGGAAGCAAACUCACACCAUUGUUGGGAAGCCAUUGUUGCUCUCCAUGCUCUCUUAUCUGCUUUCCCUAGUUGUUCAGUAGACAAAUUGUCUACUGGGCUUAAUCCAGUGAGGAGAUGCAUCCUGUUCACAAAGGUAUGCAGUUUAGCAGAGCAAAGGGACAUGUAAACAACGAAACAUAGCACAACGCAUAAUGAGGUGCGGUUUAUAAGAGAGAUAAACCCAAAAGAUGAUAGAAAUACACCAAAAAGAGCAGCUAAUUGUUGUCAAAACAUUCAGAAAGGCUUCAGGGUGGAUUGACAUCUGUGAUACCUUCCUUGGACAAAGAAUUCACCUGCUACUUGAAUGGGUUAUUUAAAUUUAGGUGGACAACGUGAACCAUGUGUGCUCUUCACAGUUCAAAAAAACAGGCCCUAAAUAUACUUCUUUUCAGUUAAAGGAAUAUAAUAUUUUUUAAACUAUAAAAUUUAAAUUAACUAAAAAUAUGCUUACUGUUACAGGUAAUUUAAAUGACAUGGUAAAGUUUUUGAUGAAAACAAAACACCUUGCUAAAAUAGCUAUAUUUCAUGAAGAAUGUGGAAUACUUUUGAUAAAUUGCUUCCAAAUUAGUUUUUUAUAUUACAAUCCCUAUACUCUGAUUUUCUGAUUUUGAUUUAUUCAAAGUCUUUCCUAUUUCGAGAGGUUUAAGUCUUUUUUUUUUUUUUUUUUUUUUGAGGGGGAUUGGCUGUUUGCUUUGGUUUGUUUCUUAACAAAUUUUGUACUUUGUGAACACAGUUAACCUUAAAUGCAAACCAUUCCUUCUAAUGCAGAGGAAAUCUAGACAUCUAGACAUCCACUACUGAGACCAGCUUUCAAUAUCACAAUUUUAUGUUAAAUUAAACCAGUAUGGCAGAUACUAAAAAUCCUUGAGUGUAAAGAAGCCAAUUACUCAUUAUAUAGUUCUUGACACAUAGAGGCUUUUUGUAGUUCAGAUGGAAGGUAGAGUAAAUUUUCAUGCUAUGUGCUCUCCAAAAUAGUAGUUUGGUUUGAUGUAAUUCCUUGCAGAAGUUUUGAAAGUACACUUUUGAAUUAAUGUUUAUUUUCAGUUCUGACUGAACAUCAGAUUGAUAGCAGAAAGCCAUAUUUUUAGGAAGCCUCUAGUAAAUCUAGCUUUUUAAGAGAGGUUUUGUACCUAAAGCAUGGAAAUGCCACCUGUGGGUUUUCCUUUGAAAUGAAGCUAGUUUCUACUUAUAUCAUCACUUAAAGGGCUUAAAAACGAAAAACUUAGCAAAACUCUUAAAUCCCCCUCUCAGUGCUAUUUAUACAUACAAAAUAACUUUAAAUUGUUGGGUUUAAAUAGGAUUCUAGUAAAUGGCUGCCUAUUUCUUCCUCUUCUAAAGACUCUUUCAUUUAUUACAUUAAACAUAAGCAAAGCUUUUUAUUAUUUCAUAGUAACCAGAAUCUGAAUAUUUACAUAUACCCAAAUUUAACUUUGCUUAUGUUUUAGGAUAUAAGAGUGUGAUCUGUUAAUAGACAUAUAAAAUCUUUUAAUGAUCUGGAAUUGUUAGAAUAUUUCAUUUUUUAUCCUGUAAGAUUUUUCAACCAAGUGGUUUGUGUCCUUAUUUAAAUAUAUCCUGCUACUAUUUGCCAUGAAAAUGUUAGCACUUUUGAAAUAAUGUUUCCCUGUAACAGAGAACAUUAGUGAAUAGUGGAAUUUUAUUUUCAUAUUUACAUUCACAGUACUUUUCCUCUAUUAUCUACUCCAAUCAUUUCAUAAAGCACCUUUUAUAAUUUAAAAAAUGCAAAAAGUAAAAGUAGGCAAAUGUGAAAUGGUUUCAAUAUAUUUUAGAAUUUCUGUAUGUAAAAUGUAUCAUUGAAUUAUAUGGCCUUCAUGAUUAAGUGCUAUAGUUUGCAGUUAUAGAUUUGGCCUCUUUUUAAAUGCAGAAACUUAAUCUUAAACAUUUUAAAACAGGACCAGUAUUAGUGUCUUUUGAAAUUUUAAAAAAUGCCUUCUGUAUUGUGCUUUAGAAUAAUUUUGUAUCUAAUUGAUACAUUAAUUGAUUUAAAUUUGAAUGAAUUCAACUGUAAUUUAAAACCUGAGCCUUUUCUUUAUCCUGUUACAUUCCUUUCUGAAUAUUUCCUAGUAUUUUUAUGUAACUGAUGUGACUCAUGCCCAUAAAUUAACUAUGAAAGAUACAGAUCAGUUUAUACUCUAAAUAAUAGUUGAUGUUUGACCUCAAAACAUAACAUUCUUUAAAAAAUUCACAAUAGAUAAAAAUAUAAUUUUUGUGCAGUUUGGUCAUCUAUUUAUGAUUGUUUUCAUUUAUGGUGAAAUUAUCUCUCAUCUUAUAAAAACAAAUGCAAUUUUCAUAUAUUCUUAUAUUAAACACCAAGUUAAAAAUCUUUAAAAAUUUAUGAUUGGUUUUAAUGAUUUCAUGAAAAUCAUACAAAAGUAAAUUACCAGGAGAAUUUCCUUCUGGAGUCUUUAGUACCACAAUUUUUAGUAGGAAAUGUUUUAUUAUUAUUGUUUAACUAAAACCAUGCAGUAUGACUUCAUUAAGGAGAAGGCUUUUUAAUCACAGAAAAUAAUACUUUUUUUUACUCUUACAAUCUAUCCGUUUCCUCAUCUGAAGUAGUCAAUGUGAUCUGAGUGGUUCAAGAAGUAACCAAGGCAAUCUUAUGUAAUAACUUUCCAUUCUUCAUCCAUACUCACUCUAUCAAUGCCCUAGAUUCUGAUAUUAUAAACGUCAAAUGUCACUGCCUAACAUAAAUAAGGCUUGAGUCAAGAGACUCUGUGGCUUGCUUUCUUGAAUUCUAGUUUAAAUGCUUGGAUUUACCCAACUGCCUAAUUAAUAAGUUUAUUUAUUAAUAAGAUUAUUUCUCGUAUUAUUCAAGAACUUCAUGCCCCUUUUAAUGACUUGUAAUUUGUUGGUCUGUUAGAUUGCUACAUCUAAUCUGACAAACGAGAUAAAAUUUUAUCAAAUAUUUUAUCCAUUUUUCUCUUCUUUUUACACUAAUAGAGUAGAGCAUGACAUUUUUGUUUUAAACAGCGGUUAACAUAUUGACAGGGUUUACACCACACUGGUUAUUUAUAUGUUUUAACCAAGGAUUGGGUAUGCCAAAGAAGUCCUUCUAACUCUUCAUCUCCAUGCUCCCCUAUAACCAGUACAUUUAUAGUGAGUGUUUUCUCUGUGCUUGUAUCAUUGUUGUGCAUCUCAAGGGAGGCACGUAACCCUAAGGAACUUUCAAUCCAGCAAAGUUGUUUGGCAUCCUCCGUGAGAAAACUGUUAAUUCCAGUCGUAGGCUAUUAAUAUUUGCUGGCCUGUAUAUUACUUUUAGAGGUUUUGGUUAAUAAAAGGGGUUGUAGAGAGGGGAUAACAUUGUGAUGCAGCCCUAAUGUGGAGGGCAUUUUUUGCAAAAACUCACUGUGACUAAAUUCACCAUAUAUUUUCACAUUGCAAAAUUCCCAAUAAACGAUGAUUCCUACCUCUA
Molecule: messenger RNA, 5020 nt
Organism: Choloepus didactylus (southern two-toed sloth)
Lineage: Eukaryota; Metazoa; Chordata; Mammalia; Pilosa; Megalonychidae
Gene: MDFIC
Product: MyoD family inhibitor domain containing
Exons: 5
Coding region: 400-1140 (246 amino acids)
Source: RefSeq, a predicted model, not a curated record